Molecule: messenger RNA, 518 nt
Organism: Prorocentrum cordatum
Lineage: Eukaryota; Dinophyceae; Prorocentrales; Prorocentraceae
Source: the annotation of a GenBank genome assembly
GUGGACCUACAUGGACGACAACAACGGCGGUGGGCACUGGGGCCGGCUAUGCGACGAGUGCGGCAAGGCGGUCAACGACCCGGAGCACUUCACGUCGACCGAGCACAUGAAGCAGCGCAAGCAGAUCCAGUUCGCAAAGUACAUGGACGGCGACGACCCCCAGGGGCUACCUGAUCCUCAACGUUUCAUAAUGGGAGGCGACCUGUGGACCAUGACCCGGGGCAGAGCCACACAGGAGAUCCCGAGAAUGCAGUGCCCAGGGUGGUGCUGGGACUGGGAUCUUUACGGGGGACGUUCCCCCAUCGACCCCUGCGUCUACGAGUCGGACUGGGACGCGAUACCGAUCGGAUUUCCAGCGUGCUACGACGGGCCCGGAUACUCCCCCCCGCUAGGGCUGGUGAUCAGCAACAUCAAAGCACCGCCCCCCUGGACCAAGACCACCCGCCCAAAGCAGCAGACAAAGGAGCAACAAUUCCACGGCGCAGGACAGGCACUGGCCGGCUCCCUGGCCAUGAGGG